This is a messenger RNA of Prorocentrum cordatum, 952 nucleotides long. The record is from the annotation of a GenBank genome assembly. Lineage: Eukaryota; Dinophyceae; Prorocentrales; Prorocentraceae.
GUUCAUACGGUGGUUGUUCAAGGCGGAGGGCCUGGACGUGCCUGUCGACGAGGAAGAUUGGCCCCUGCUCGCUGGCAUGGGGUCCGGGGCCGAAGAGGGUUUGGACGACGCGGGAAUUGAUUCCUACGAAUCGGCUGAGGUGGCCCGCGCAGCCUUGGCCGCUGUACUCGCAGCCCCUGGCGCGACGUCUCCGCAAGAUGGCGUUGGUGCACCUCCCGAGUAUAUUUACGGACUCGACGACUUGGUUUGCUUCCUGUGCUUGUCCACAAACAAAGAAGCUGUUGCCCGCAAGGUGUUACCGCCGCCAGCGCUCCCGGUGUCCGUCGUUGAGGAUUUGGGGAUGGCUGCCCCCGUCGCAGCCUCUGGCGCGACAGCGUGCCCUGGCGAGACUCGUUGUUAUGCGAGAAUCACAACGAAAGCCACCGCGAAGCCAGCCAUCGUCUCCAUCUUGGCGUGGGUGUUCCAAGACAUUUUGCGAUGGGUGCGCGCGCCCGCCGCGGGGGCACUGUGUCAAUGUUGCCGAGCUUGGCACGCUGGAGGCUUAUUUCUGGCUUGCGCGCUGUCUGAGAGGAGGCGGUGCGUCGCAGACUCUGUCGCGAGCAUCUUGUCCUUCGAUGCGAAACCCGCCCAGGCAUUGCUUCAAGCAGGGGCUUCGAGGAGUGAUAUUCUCCGCGCCUGGGCGCGCGCGUGGGACUUGCUCGACGGGCUCCCCCCGCGUGCCUGUUUGGGCUUCGACGAACGAUUGUUGUCCAUGGCACUAGUCCGCAUGGGCGUCAAGGAACACCUUCGGGGUGACGCGAAGGACGCGGUUGCCCAGAUGUUCUUGGACGCAGGCGGGGAGCAUUCGCUUGCGAGGGAAGCGUCGUUCGCAGAGGUGGAGAAAGGGCAGCUUGCAGAGAUCGAGUGCCAUGUGUUGAUGUUGGCGCACAGCGAUUCUGGCCUCUGGCGAUAA